Molecule: messenger RNA, 2098 nt
Organism: Prunus avium (sweet cherry)
Lineage: Eukaryota; Viridiplantae; Streptophyta; Magnoliopsida; Rosales; Rosaceae
Source: RefSeq, a predicted model, not a curated record
CUUAUGUAGCGCCCAAAGAAGGUAGAGUAGUUAAAAUGGCGCGAAAGGCAGUGAGCGUUAGUUACAGAUACAGAGGGAACCCAAAGAAACGCCGAAAAUGUCGCAACGCCUUUCAUCAUCAGAUUUUCCCACUCACAAACCCUAAUUUCCCAUUUGGCAUUCCCUCAUUAUUAUUUCUACAACACAAUUUCAGAUAUUCAACGGCAACAGCUUUCAGUUCUAUCUUUUUUAUUUAUUUUCUAUUUUUUUCAAAAUUAGGGUUUAUCAAUCAAAGGGUUUCUCCUUCUUACAUUUUUUCUAAUAUUUGGGUUUUGAAGAUUUGUAAGUUUUCAAUUUCUAUUUCUCGGGAAUUUUUUCGAUUCAAUUGAGGGGUGGGAGGGUUUCCUAUCACAAAAAAAGGAAAAGAGAGGUGAGGAGGAGGCAGAGGACUGCUGAUCGUCCCGACCAUUUAGAAUUGGGCACCGAAGGGCUUCUUUGUAAUGAUUCAAUUAUGGACUUGGAACCUGGCAGCAGAAACAGUAAGCAUUCAGAAAUAGUUGUUGAUGGAAGUGGAGGCAAUAAGCACUCAGAAACAUCACAGGCUCCUGAUGCGAGUGAUAGAAAUAGCCCGUCAACAAUACGUCUAGAGGCUAAUGCUAAUGAAGGUGAUCUGCGUGUCCCGUCCAGAAAGCUAAUCUCUUUGUCCUCUUUGUCUUCAGUGGCAUCAGACUCGUCAUUGGAAGAUCUCUUCCAAGUGGAUACAAAUAGAAUUUCCACUUCACCACAUAUUGCUUCCCUCCCUAAACAUCAUGACCACAGCUCUCUGGGUCCCGCAUCAACAUCCCGAGUUUCGGAUGUUGGGCAUGGUAUGUCACCGACAGAAUCCCCCACUGUUCAAAUGAUGGAACGGAGUGGAGGAUAUGAUCCUUGUAGGAUCCCGUCUUCUGUGUUUGCAAGAAGUAAAUCCAACAAAGAAAUGGAAUGGAGUGUUGCUUCCAAUGAGUCAUUGUUUAGCAUUCAUUUAGGCAACAAUAGCUUUUCCAGAGACCAUAUAUUUUUGCUGGGUGAUUUGACUAAGUCUGGGGAACUAUAUAAAUCAGGCGAGUUGUAUGGGCUCAGUCCACACCCUCCUCCAAUUCCUGAGCUAGAAAUUGACAGCAAUGGGAUUGAAGAGGUGAGGGAAUCUGGAGCUGAAGGAAUGGAAGAUGAGACCGUCAAGGACACUGCAAGAACAAAUGCCGAAGAUCAUAGUGAGGGAAGAGUGCCAGCUCCAACUGUAUCCUUCAAAUCCCAUAGCCUCUCCCGCCGUUCCGAUGGGAGUGGAGCUAGCACACGCUCUUUUGCCUUCCCAAUGUACGUCUAUAUAAGUUUUCUAAGAUUGACAGAUGGGAUGAAAAAUUCUAUGAAGGUUACACAGUAUACAGAAGAGAAGUGUCUGGAGCCACCAGCAGCGGCCAAAGUAUCGACUAAAAAAGUAACCAAAUCAAAACCCACCUAUUGGUGUCGUUGCUUUUCAUGGUGCAAGUGGGGUUGUUCUUGUCAUCGUCACUGUUCUUGUCCUUCUUGUUCUUGUUGUGGUGGUUGUUGAGAAAUUCUCAGUUUCAUCUAGUGGGAAGCCCUGAAUGCUACACGAAAUCUGCAAUGCUUCGCAUUCCUAAGGCAUACGAAGAAGAACAACUCAGGUCUCUCUCUCUCAUUUGCCAUAUCAUAAAGUAAUGUGAGCAGAGCAGGCUGUGAAAAACCUUGACAGACAAAACUUUCUGUCAACAUGCUGCUCCAGGAAGAAUGUGCUACCAAUUUGACAAGAGCAAUCUGCCAAGCCAAUCAUGGCGAGAAUGGAGCCCAGAGGGGCAUAGCUAGCAACAUUUUUCGCAACGGAAGCUGAUUUUAAUUGAAGCAUGGAUUUGAAUGACAGAACAUUCAGCAGCAGAAUCAGCACCAGCCCUUAUGUUAUCUUGAUUUAUCAGGCAUGGUCCGAGAGUACAGAGCGGGCUCACCACAUGUUACCAAAAAUCUCCUUCCAACAAAGAAUACUUUUGUAAUGUACAUAACCAAUUUGAGAUGCCAUAUGAUCAUUUAGUUUUAAAUAUGCAGGUCCGCAAUUUUGUUUUUUAUUAUA